Messenger RNA from Pseudocercospora fijiensis CIRAD86, 258 nucleotides. RefSeq lists its product as uncharacterized. The annotation marks the transcript as partial. The record is from RefSeq and is a predicted model, not a curated record. The transcript is spliced from 2 exons. Lineage: Eukaryota; Fungi; Ascomycota; Dothideomycetes; Mycosphaerellales; Mycosphaerellaceae.
CUCACAUUCAAUACUGCUAAACAGUUUAUAAUAAUGCGGAAAGCAGAGAUUUAUCGUAACUUCGAGACCGCCGCUAAGAUUAUAAACGCUAACAACCCUGCUAAACAGAAGCUACUUGGCCGCACGAAUAAACACCGAGAGGCUAUUGCGGAACAAGGCAACUACCUAAAGUUUAAAGCAAACCCUAGGCUACUAGAAUCUCUUCUAGGCACUAGUGAUCGUAAACUUGUAGAGGCAUUACUAACUGAUCGAAUAUAG